Messenger RNA from Salvelinus fontinalis (brook trout), 1375 nucleotides. Its product is annotated as non-structural maintenance of chromosomes element 1 homolog. Gene Ontology annotation, biological process: double-strand break repair via homologous recombination; DNA damage tolerance. Lineage: Eukaryota; Metazoa; Chordata; Actinopteri; Salmoniformes; Salmonidae. Gene Ontology annotation, cellular component: nucleus; Smc5-Smc6 complex. The transcript is spliced from 8 exons. Gene Ontology annotation, molecular function: ubiquitin-protein transferase activity. The record is from RefSeq and is a predicted model, not a curated record. The coding region runs from base 168 to 992 and encodes 274 amino acids.
UUCCCAGAAACACCGUAAACGUAACUACAGAGGAAGAGGUAGGCCCAUGCAAGUCUCACGUACAACCCGCGUAAACAAAGCUAGCUAGCUAACAUUUGACAUAAGUAAAAGGAACCAGCAAUAACAAAACAGAGCAACGACUGACUUGCCUGGGCUUUCCUUGUACCAUGGCUCGACCACUGGGAGAAAGCCAUAAAAGGUUCCUGCAAACCAUGAUGGUCAAUGGGAUCAUUGAUGGUGCCAAGGCUAGGGCUCUCCACCGGCAUUGCUGUGAGGCUCACGGUGCACACUAUGCUCAUGAUAAACUCGAUGAAUUCAUCGAGGUUAUCAAUGCCCAGCUGCAGCCCAUGUUCAUGCAGAUCAGAAAAGGGAUGUCUGAGGAGGAUGGUCUUCAGUAUCAUGCUUUGGUGAACAUGGCUGAAACUGAUGUGACCAGGAUGUCAACUGAUUAUGCAGACAAUGAGUUGGAAUUAUUCCGAAAAACAAUGGACCUAAUUGUGGACUCUGACAAUGGAACCGCCUCUUCCACGGACAUUCUUAACUGUGCCGACAGCCUCCAGACAAAGAAGCUAAAGAAAAGAGAAACGGAACAUGUACUGAACAGGCUUGUUCAGGAUAAGUGGCUGAAUGAGAAAAAUGGUGACUACUCUCUCUCCACUCGAUGUAUAAUGGAGCUGGAGCCAUAUAUUCGUAUGUUGUAUCAAGACCAGGUCAAGGUCUGCCAUAUCUGUCACAAUGUGGCCUUGCAGUGCCAGACGUGUGAAAAUCCUACAUGUGGCAUCAAAAUCCACACCCCUUGUGUCGCCAGAUACUUCAAAGGAAGGACUGAUCCACGAUGCCCUGCCUGUGAGGACUUCUGGCCACAUGAGAUCCCAGAUGUGUAUAGACCUCCGUCCUCUCAGAGCGAGACUCAGUCAGCAGCCAAAGAGAACACGGCCCCCACCCCCACUCCUCGGUCUACAGCUCAGACCCGGAGGACCAGGAGGUCAUAACCUCACGGAUGCAUGUAUAGCUGUCAGAACCUUCAGUACAAUGUUUUGCCUUCAUUCAAAUGUAAAGAUAAAUUGAGUUAAGUUUGAAUGUUGAAAAAAAGUUUUUAUAAUUAUAUAUUAAAUGUUAGAUUCUUUCAGGAGAACAUCUAACUUUCCUUGAAUCGUCAAUGGUCUCCCGUGAGCUCCACUUUUAACUUGAUUAUCUUAAUUUUAUUAAGUUACUUUCUAGGGGAGCAAUUCUGGGAAGUGUGGCAACUACUUCAAUCAUUCUUUCAGGCAGUUUAAAUGGAAAGCGGUGUUUACAUAAUUUGUGCCUGUGGUUCAUUAGGUUGUUAAAUUAGAAUAGUACUGCCUUAUUUGAAUAAAUUAUGGGCAUCACCUCA